AUGGAAAUUCAAAAAUACAAUAUCAUUUCGCGCCACUAACUCGGAAGACGGAAUCAACAAAACAAUGGACGAUCUCUGCAAAUGCUCCAUGAAAUUCUUCUCCGAUCAACAGCUCUGUUACGCCGAUAUCCUUCCUCCUCAAGAGGUUCGAGCCAGGAUCCAAGUAGCCGUCCUCAAUUUCCUCAAGAUCUUGAACUCUCCUGAUCCCGCAAUCUCCGAUCUCCCUCUGAUCAAUAGGACGUCGAGUAAUAGCAGAGUGAGUGAAAGCAUCUUGACUGAUGUUUCGUGGCUUUUUCUGUCUCACUCCUUUUGUACAAGAUCAUUGAUAAGAGCCAACGCUGCUAAGGCUUUUAUUAGGGUAUGGAAGGUUAUGGAGAUGUGCUUUGAGAUUCUGAUUCAAGAGAAGCGAGUUACGCAGAGGGAACUCUUUUACAAGUUGCUUUGUGAUUCACCAGAUUACUUCUCUUCUCAAUUGCAGGUCAAUAGGACAAUCCAAGAUGUCGUAGCAUUGCUUCGGUGCAGUCGUUACAGUCUUGGAAUCAUGGCAUCUAGCAGAGGACUUGUUGCUGGGCGUAUCUUGCUUCAGGAGCCAAACCAAGAGGUUGUUGAUUGUUCUGCUUGUGGGUCUUCUGGAUAUGCAAUUUCUGGUGAUCUGAAAUUGUUGGAGAGCUUGAGCUUGAAGACAGAUGCACGCUAUAUAAUAGUGGUAGAAAAGCAUGCAAUAUUCCAGCGAUUGGCAGAGGAUAAUGUAUUUAACCAGAUUCCAAGCAUUCUACUCACAGCAAAAGGUUACCCAGAUAUAGCCACAAGAUUUCUUCUUCACCGAAUGAGUCGGGCUUUUCCAGAUUUGCCAAUUUUAGCACUGGUUGACUGGAAUCCAGCCGGAUUGGCUAUAUUGUGUACCUACAAGUUUGGAAGCAUAGGGAUGGGCCUAGAGGCAUAUAGAUAUGCUUGCAACGUGAAGUGGCUGGGAUUGCGUGGUGAUGAUCUAAAACUGAUACCUGACCAAUCUUUAGCUCCACUAAAGCCACGGGACCUUCAAAUUGCUAAAAGCUUGAUUUCCUCACAAAUCUUGCAGGAGCAUUACAGGGAAGAGUUGGCAUUAAUGAUGCAGGGUGGUCAGAGAGCUGAGAUCGAAGCUCUAUAUUUUCAUGGAUAUGAUUAUUUGGGUAAGUAUUUAGCAAAGAAAAUUGUACAAGCCAAUUACAUUUGA
This is a messenger RNA of Durio zibethinus, 1213 nucleotides long. The record is from RefSeq and is a predicted model, not a curated record. Lineage: Eukaryota; Viridiplantae; Streptophyta; Magnoliopsida; Malvales; Malvaceae.